UCAUUGAUUUGCAAGAAGGAUUUGAUACCUGUCCGUUCAGUUGUAACAAAACUUCCACAGCUUAUUCUUUAGAAUAAAAUGUGACAUAAGCAAACCCUUUUGGCCUACAUUUGACUUCGUCCAUUACAACAUCCAUUGAAGCAACCAAAAAGUCGAAGAAGACAAAAGAGAUGUGUAAAUGCAGAUGCGUGAAUAAAUGCCGAACUAAAGCUGGUGUUAAGAUUUAAGAGACUGACCUCCAUGUACUCGGCUAUAUUGAGAAAAUGCAGGGGAUGAACUGGAAGGAAACAGACUGACCUCCAUGGACUGACCUCGUGGUUAGCUUUAUCAGUGAAACUCGCAUAUUAACCAUGAAUCUCGAGGAUGAACUGGAAGGAAACAGACAUUGAGGGAUUCUUGUCUCAAGUCCAGACUUUAUUUUGCCAUGAUGUUGUGUACUGAGGAUCUUUAUUGCUGAUUGCAUUCUCCUAAAAAAGACUCCAUGCUUGGGAGGGAACUUCUUAGCUUCUGGUGUUGUGGAAAUGCUCUAGAAAAAAACAGGUAGAUUAUCUAUAUUUGCUUAUUUAUCUGUGGCUGAGACAGAUUAGCUCAAGUUUAUUAAGCAUCUGAAAAGUCCCUUGUUUUUUCAGCUAAUCUACGUGAAUGUUAUGUUUCAGACAUGUGUUGAUUCCUGAUCUUAAGAUGUGUGAAGUCUGUUUGGUCCCUCCAUGGUUCAAAUUUCGAGCUCCCAGGGAAAGAGAAGAAGUCUUCGUUGAGAUAUGGCUUUAAACGUUUGCUCCAGGCUCAGGGACACCGAUUCACAGGCACUCUUGUGAAUAGGUUUUCGUUGUUCUUAAGGGGAAUAGUACUCUGCAUCUCGCUGAAACACAUGGAACUUUCCCUGGGAAACCAAUUGAGUUUCCAGUCUUUGCCAACGGGUACUAUUCAUAUUCCCAUCAAUGAUGCUCAUCAGGUCAAGAACACUGGUCAAGAGGACCUGCAGUUGCUGGUUAUUAUAUCUCGCCCGCCAAUUAAAGUCUUUGCGUACGAUGACUGGUUUAUGCCACACACUGCUGCGAGGUUGAAGUUCCCUUACUAUUGGGAUGAGCAAUGCCUCCAAGAAUCACAAAAAGACGAGCUUUAAUCUUUUUGACAACACUCGUCGCCUCUCCCUCUGUACUUGUUCUUCGCUUGCUAAUUAGGCCCAUACUAAGUCUCAACUUUCAGGUUUGGUCGGCCCAAUAGAUUUUUAUUUAUUCCUUGUCUAAUUAGACCCACAGUGAAGCCCAACUUUAGAUUUACCCGGUUAGAGUCACCGGUUUAAAAUACAAUCCGGUUCAAAAAAUUUCUAUAGCUGGGCAUUCGGUUCUCUGUUUUUGGUCGGUUUUUUUUUUUAAAUGUGUUUCGAAAAAUAUCACCGAGAAUGAACCAAA
This is a messenger RNA of Brassica napus (rape), 1412 nucleotides long. Its product is annotated as auxin-binding protein 1-like. The record is from RefSeq and is a predicted model, not a curated record. Gene Ontology annotation, molecular function: auxin binding. The transcript is spliced from 3 exons. The coding region runs from base 869 to 1123 and encodes 84 amino acids. NCBI's taxonomy places the organism in Eukaryota, Viridiplantae, Streptophyta, Magnoliopsida, Brassicales, Brassicaceae.